CUGGCUCUCCUGCAUUCGCUCUAACCUAAGAGGCACUGACUGAGGCAGGGAUUCACUCGAUCUGGAGAUUAACUGCUGUUACUGUGGACAAGUGAACAGCUGGAUCCUAUCGCCUACGAUGCAGCUGUGAAUUGAACGUUUUCAAAUGAUGCAUGCGACCCGCAGCCCCUCAUCCAUUCCCUCGGCUCCUCCUGGGGGGGUUUUGGACCUCAGUUUGACUGGAACUUCGCUCGCUAUGUCCAAACGUCCGAGCAGUGCCUCGCCUGGAAAGUAUUUCUCCCGGUCCGUGUCUGUGGCCACCGACGGACGAGGGAAACGCAAUACACUGAGCGACAGCAGUUUCAGUGGAUCUCGCUCCAUAAAGAACCUGAGACGGUCUAACAGCACCACCCAGGUGAACCAGCCAACCAAUGUUGCCUCGAGUCUGGACCAGAAUGGAGACUACCUGACUGUGUUAGACCACAGCCCUGACGUCUCAAGACUCAGCAAAACAUCGCACGACAGAACCACCUGGAACAUCUUGGAUGAUCAGCCACAGGUGCUUCACCCACACAGCAGUUCUCACAGCAGUGUGGACUCUCCAACCAGCCAGAAGAGACGAGAGGUGGGAAUCUCUCUGGCUGCUAGCUUCACUGCUAACAACAGGAGCAACAAAGGAGCAGUGGGGAACUCGGUCACCACCAUCCUCCACAAUAACUACUCUGAAAAGCCUCUGACACCUAAAAGUUCCAACCAGAAGCCCACUUUCAAUAAUCUCCUGAAGGCAUCGGCUAACGAUGAUGUCUCAUUGGACCAUGGCUCGCUCACCAAGUACCAGAAGAACUUCUCCUCUUCUUCCAACAAUAGGAGUUCCGUUUCGGCCCAGGCCAGCAGCCCAGUCCUCCCACAGAGACGAGAGGUCUCUGAAGAGGAGGCAGAGAGGUAUAUUCAGCAAGUGAACAGGGCCGCAGUCACCAUCCAGUGUUGGUACCGACAUCAAACUCAGAAGCGACUGAGACGCAGCAUUGCCACUACCAGACAGGACUGGGAGCAGCAGGCACAAAGCGCCGCCCCUCUUGAGCCGCUGCUGCAUCAGAAAAAGAAGGAUGACGACAGGAAGCAGAUCCGUGAGGAGAAGGCUCGUCUGGCCCGCCUUUCGGCCAUUCAGGAGCUGCAGCAGAACCGGUCUGUCCUGGACCAGUCAGCCGAGUUGGAGCUGGGAAAUCAGAGUCCUCUGGCUUUCUCCAGCACUAGAAAGCCUCCCAGGGUCUCGCCCACCAUUAGAAGUCCGCUGUUUUCUGCUAACAACAGUCCUGUGUCCCCAGACCACAAAGCUAAGAACACAGAUUUCCAGCUGAAUGUUGUGUCUAGUGAGCUCUUGGGGUUCAGAGCCGUAUCGCCUGCACUAUCAAAUCACCUUGGCUCUCAGGGUUCUCGGGAGCCGACUGACAAUGCAGAAGAUUUUAGUGGGUGCCCACAUCAGGAAUCAGACGGAAUACUGACGCGGAAAGAAAAAACACGUCUUUCCCCACUCACUGCGUCCCAGGAGCUGCAGCAGCAAAGAGUCCAACUUGGGGCGUCAGAGACGGAGGUGGAGAACCUGAGGCACAGUUCACUGGUUCACCUCAGAACGCCACGGUUCUCUCCGAUCAGCCAAGGUCCUGCAUCCCCGAGCAACAAUAGCAUGAUGUCGUCGGCUGAAAUGAAAGGCAAAAACAAUGACUCUCGAGCAAAAGGUGAGGUGAGUGAACUCUUGGACUUCAGAGCUGUUUCCCCUGCACUGUCCAAUCACAGAGGCUCCCAGUGUUCCCAGAGAUCUGCUGGUGUGGAAGAGAAGCCACAAGUUGAGUCGCCAAAAACGACUCUUCACGAUCUGCUGGAGACCUUGAAACUGCUGGAGGAGGUACCCCAGCACCCGGUGGAGUCAAAGAAAAGUCCUCAAGAGGAUAAGUACUCUUGGAUUGACCAGGAUGGAGAGUCCAACUCCCUGACCACUGAUAACCUCGAACGCCAUGGUCAGCUCAGUCGCGCACUGGUUCUGUCUGAUGGUGGCGCUCUGCUCUCAGAGGCAAAGCUGCAAAGCAUCAUGAGUUUCCUGGAUGAGAUGGAGAAGUCGGAGCAGGAGCGACCACGCUCGGUCACCUCAGGGUCGCAACGAGAGGGGGUCAUGUCUGAGGAAGACCUGGUCUGCCCAGAACUUGCUUCUGCCACUGCUGCCGAGCUCAGCAGCUCCAUGACAAGAAUCAAAUUAGAACUGGAGGAAAAGAAACGUGCAGUUAACAUGCUGCAGGGGGCACUGGCUCAACAGAGGGAGCUAACGAGUCGACAUGUGAAGGAGACGGAGAAAGAACUGAACAGAAGCUUUCUCGUCCAGAAAAAACAGUACGAGUCCACCAUCCAGAGACACCUGUCCUUCAUCGACCAGCUGAUCAGUGAUAAGAAAGUGCUGAGUGAGCGCUGUGAGGCUGUGAUGGCGGAGCUUAAGCAGGUGGACCAAAAGUACACCAAGAAGAUCUCCCACAUGCAGGAGCAGCAUGACAUGGUGAGGAUCCUCCAGACCCUUCUGUUUACCAUCUGCCCCUCUGUUCUAAUUGUCUGCUCCUCCUUCUCUCCUGUCUCCGGCUCUGUCCGGCUUCAGGUCUGGCAAAUUUUGGGACCACUCUGUGAGGAGAUCAAGAAGCUGAAAGACCUCAUGAGUGCCAGCGAGAAGAUCCGCAGAGAAAAGUGGAUUGAUGAGAAGACUAAAAAGAUCAAGGAGAUCACAGUCAAAGGUCUGGAGCCAGAGAUCCAGAAGCUGAUCUUGAAGCACAAACAGGAAGUGAAGAACCUUCGUACUCUGCAUGAGUCAGAGCUGCUGCAGGCCGAUGAGCGAGCAGCACAGCGCUGCCUCCAGCAGUGUGAGGACCUGAGACGAGAGAUGCAGGAAGAGAAGGAAGUGCUGCUGCAGAGGGAGAGAGACACGAUCAAGCAGAGAUUUGAGAAGCAGCUUCAGGAGGAGGAGCUUUCCUUCCAGCAGCAGAGGAGGCGCCUCUACAAGGAAGUGUCAGAGGAGAAGGAACGACUGGCUCAGCUGGCUGGAAGGCAACGUGCUGAGCUGGAACAGCUGCGUCGGCAGCUGGAGGAGAGCAGUUCUGUCUCAGGAAGAGUUCUGAGAGAGGAGCUGGACAAGAACCGGGAAGAGCUGGAGAGGAGACACCAGGCUGAAAUGAAGACGCUGCAGGAACGUUUGGAGAUACACAAGCAAACAUGGGAAGAAAACUACAAGAAGAAAGAGGAAACCUGGCUUCUGAAUCGCGAGCGAGAGUUACGAGAGGAGCUGCGGCGAGAGCGAGACAAAGAAAUAGAGUUAGCAAUCUGGACACUGGAGGAAGAGACAAGUCGAGACAAGGACGAGUGUGAGCGAGCUGCUGACAAAAGGGUGAAGCGGGUGCGAGAGAAAUACGAGGCUGAACUGAAGGAGAUGGAGCUGUCUGAGAAGGAGACCGUGGAGCGAUUACAAGAGCUGAGGAAGCUGCAGCUGCAGACGGAGGGAGAACUCAUCCGACUUCAGAACCAGCUCAGACAGAAGGAGCAGGACCUGGAUCAAGUCUCUCAGGCCCGGGACCAGCUCAUGAGCGAGCGCAGCAACCUGGCCGAGGUGAUCCGACAGGAGUUUGCAGACCGGUUGGUGGCGACUGAAGAAGAGAACCACAGGAUGAAGCUGGAAGUUUCAGAGGUGCGAGCGAGACUAAAGAUGGAGGUAGAGCGAGUCACCAGGGAGAAGGAGGAGGAGCUGGCACAAGUCCACCAAAGAGUGAAGUCGGCCAUCUUAAAAAAAGAAGAGGCUGUCAACAAUCUUCGGAAGCAGCAAGAGGCUGCUGAAAAGAGGGCCGACCACCUGGAGGCGCUGUGGGACCAGCAAAGAAGGCAGCUGCUGAAGAAGUGAAGGUCCAGGUCCAGCACCAAGACCAGGGCUGGGACCGGGUCUAAGGCAGUGGACUUUGUACCUGUGUGCUGCAGGAAGGACUGAGCAUAAUAAAACUCCGACAGAAGGAUCAUGUGACUGCACUCCCCUCCAGAGGAAAGUGAACAUUUCCAGAUGUUGCAUAAACCACAAGCUGCUGAGUUCCACUUUAACACACAAAAAUGUGGGCCAGCCCUUUUCUUCUCCCCCGCCACCCCCCCGUCUGAGAUUCUGGACCCAGAGGACCCGCUCCAGUGAACCUUAGAGGUAACUGACACUGAGUAGAGACUUGAGAUUGAACUGUAGAGGAUGUGACAAAGAGGUGAGAGGGAUGUGAAGAAGGACCUGAUGGAGGAUAUGAGAGAGCCCUGAUAUGCUAAGAAGGAAUUGCAAGAAGUGAUGUAACAAAUGAGCUGAUGGAGGGAAGAUUUGGUGACGUGUGAGCAGGUAAAGUAACGUGUAACAGAUGUAGAAGAGCGGGAACUCUAGGAGUCGACAGGCCGAGUGCCAGUGCAAAUCUCACACUUUUUCCUCUUAUUCUUCCGAUGUCUUCUCUGAAGUGAAACACAGGCUUCUGCAGUGGUUCAGGUUUCAGUGGAGGCAGCUGGCGAAAUUCAAUAUCAGGCUGUAGAAACAUUUUCCCUAGAACUUUUGCUUAGUUAGGAUCUAGCGCUGAAACAGAUCCACUGAAGUGUUUCUAAGUCACAUGUGAUCUCAUCAGUUUGAGUCAGAGGGUUGGUGAAAACGCCCCAUGGUCUGUCCAGCUGCCUGGUCCAUGACAGGCUGGACAUAUAACAACUAACAAAUCAUUCCAUGCUGCAGUUACAGAGAAGCUGGUUGGAGGGUGGAGACCUGUUACAGCAUAACCUGGUGUCCAAAACCGACAGGAUGAGGUCAAAUGUUUGUAAUCAAUGAAAAGUUUGUAGUGAUUUGAGGUUUAACUUAUUGGGACUUCAGUAUACUGUCGGGGUAAAACAGCUGCACCAUGUCCCACAGCUGUUUCCUGAAAAAUUGGUUAAAUUAUUUAAAAGAACACAUGGAGGUCAGCUAGACUCACCAAGGUUCUAACUACAUGUACAUAACAUCCGAUGCUGUUGAGUGUGCCAAAACUCCAAAACAGUAGUCUCGUCCAAGCAUUUUUUAAAACGGGCAAAGCUGCCAAUUUUCCGGUUUCCUUGGGACAUUUAAUGCUUGUCCUGUCAGAAAAAAAGUGUGGUGUCAUGCUGGUAUCCUGUCAGGGUGUUGCCGCCAUGCUUGAAGUAAUUUAGGCUGGAUUGCUGUCUCCUAACUGGAAAUUGUUAAAGAAAGUUCCAUUUCUUUCAUUGAAUUACUUUUAUUGCCAUGUUUUGUUUUGCUAAUGUUUUUGUAUUCCAUAUCGAUGGAGGUGUAACGUCAGUCAGACUUUCUGAUGGGAAUAUUCUGAUCACAUGACAUGUGGCCAGCGCGACUUGGUCUGAGGAGGAAAUAAAAGAAAUGUGUGAACACUGUUGUGUUUUGUGAUCCAACACCUCUCCCUGAUCAAACUUCCUUGAGCUCAUCCUGAAGCCAGCAGGACUUUUCUCCUUAACUGAUCUGACAGUGUUCACUUCCGUCACUUCAGCUGUUCCGAGUAGAUGCCAAAAACUCCAUGUGUCCUUUAACACCAGAGGCCCGUUGGGGCACGUUUCGGUCAUCUUUCUUCACCGACUAGCCUUUAACCACACAUGAUCCCACCUGCCAGGUUCGACUGGCAGGGCCCCAGGGUUGCCCCAACUGGACUUACCCAGCAGUAUUAGAGAUGAGU
Molecule: messenger RNA, 5705 nt
Organism: Synchiropus splendidus (mandarinfish)
Lineage: Eukaryota; Metazoa; Chordata; Actinopteri; Syngnathiformes; Callionymidae
Gene: cep131
Product: centrosomal protein 131
Exons: 29
Coding region: 146-3904 (1252 amino acids)
Biological process (GO): regulation of centrosome duplication; cilium assembly; intraciliary transport involved in cilium assembly
Cellular component (GO): centriolar satellite
Source: RefSeq, a predicted model, not a curated record